Messenger RNA from Aedes aegypti (yellow fever mosquito), 2856 nucleotides. RefSeq lists its product as uncharacterized. NCBI's taxonomy places the organism in Eukaryota, Metazoa, Arthropoda, Insecta, Diptera, Culicidae. Gene Ontology annotation, cellular component: SCF ubiquitin ligase complex. Gene Ontology annotation, biological process: SCF-dependent proteasomal ubiquitin-dependent protein catabolic process. Bases 931 to 2532 code for a protein of 533 amino acids. Gene Ontology annotation, molecular function: protein binding. The record is from RefSeq and is a predicted model, not a curated record. The transcript is spliced from 5 exons.
GGCGUUAUGAAAAAUAUGAACGAACCCCAGGUGUGCAGCACGAGAUGUUAGAUGGAGGAAAUACCUCUUUGCGAUGCAUCAAAAUAUUCAAACGAAGAAAGGAAAUCCCGUGGUUGCUACUACCUGUGCUGGAAAAGCAGGACAAAUCUUAAAAUAUGAAAAAUAAAUCAGGACGCCUCAAAAGAAACUCAAAAUCCGGACAUGUCCUGCUAAAUCAGGACGGAUGGUAACCCUAACUGAGGAAUGGGAAGGGAUGGUUAAUUGAACACCUACUUAAGAAAGAUGCAGAGACCUCUACGACCUCUCAUAGGUGUUACGGGAUAUUGUAGAAUUUUAAUGGGAUGGGAAAGGCCAUAGGAUACGUUUGGCAGGCGUUCUGGAACCUAUGAAUAAUAUUUUGGCAUUGGUUCAUAUUGGAACAAACUCACCGAAUUCUGCUAUUGAAUCCUGUCUGCAAUUCAACGUUCAAUCGACCUUUCAAAUAAAAUGUUCUACACUCGGGGUGGUGUAAACGAUUCUGAUGGCUUGUGUACAGCAAAACGCGUGAAUGGAAAAAAACUGAAUGCGAAAAAAACAAAACCGCAUGCUUGGGCAUCUGAAUCGCACUCAUAUCAUUCCGAUAGUCAAAUUCGUCGAAAAUAAAAAUGGAAUUCUGAAGCUGCCAUGGGAAAGAGAGAGGUACUAAUUUCACUAUACAACUCGAGAGUCAAAGCCUACAGUUUAGUGUAAAUCAAAAUAUGUAUAUUCAUGUAACUUUGCAUCUAUUAUUUAUAUACAAUACAGGCAAUUAUACGACACUGCAGAUUGUUUAGUUUGUUUAAUUUUGCUAGAUUUCUGCACAUGCGCAUAAAGGUCAAAUAGGUUCAAAACAGAAUCGCGAACAAAAUUAUGUCAAAUAGCUUAGCCUAAGGGAAUUAGCACUAAUAAGGAAUGGAUUCGGAAGGUGUAGAUGCCAUUGAAGAACAUCGAUUAACCAUAGAUGAUUUCCCAAAUGAGGUCUUCGAGCGCAUAAUAUCCUACUUGAAUGCUGAAGACCGCAAAGUUGCAUCACUGGUCAAUUAUCGAUGGUCUCAGUUCUGCUUCUCCCGCAUAGCCCUCGGCAAGGUGCAACUGGAACUUAAUUGUGCCCAGCGCUCUCCUCGCGACUAUUGGACGGUUUUGGAGAAAAGUUCUCGGUGCUAUCGAAAUGUGCUGCUCAAAUUCGCUUCCGACGACGAAGGUUACCUGUUGAGGAUCUUGGACAAGUUCAAACCGAGUUUGGAACGGGUCAGCAUCGAGCAGGAUGCCGACGCGCGAUUGCUUCACACCGAAAUCUCGUCCACCUACUUGUCUCGAAUGUUGGAAGCACUGUGCAACGUAAAAGAGCUUACCAUCAAGACCAUCAUUGAGCUCUCGGAUUCGGUUGAUGGGACGGAACUACCACGAUUGGAACUAGUUGAAGCAGUCUGCUUGUACACGCAUUGUAUGGAAGGGGACUGGAUCGACUGGGCGCGAAUCUGUCCCAACGCCAAAUAUAUUGGAGUGCCUUUGCAAGACGGUUGUAACGGAUUUCCACGACUGGCUCAUCAUUUCUCCAACGAUGUCGAACACCUGUCCAUCGAUGCACGUUUCGUCGAACGUGACUCACUCGACUUCAUCCACGAAGACUUUCCACAACUCAAGAAGUUCCGAUUCCUUUACCCCAUCAGCAAUUCUUCAGCAGCCCACGAAGUCAACUCAUUCAUCAGUCGUUGCUCGAACCUAACAGAAAUAAGCCUGUUCAUCAACAGUAUAUCCCAAGAAGUCCUACAAAUCAUCGCCGAGAGUUGCACCCAGUUGCAAGUCGUCAGCUUGGACACCAACGAAAUUCCGCAAUCUGCCUUCUCCAUUCUGUCGAAGCUUCCCCUGCUGAGGCAACUGGUGCUACACAAGAUGACCGUCGAACCGGCCAUGAUUACUUCGGCCUUGAUUUUUCCAGCACUUUGCCGGUUAACGUGCCUUUCCAUUCGGAUCAACUGUCCGGAUGCGUUCCAUCAGGUGCACAAAAAGAUGCCACUGUUGACCGAGCUGGAGCUGUUGGAUCGCUUCCGGUUUGGAAUAAGCAAUUUCAACCAGAAUGGCGUCGUUGCCGCCAUUUGUACCCACAUGAGGAACGUACGACGACUAGCCUUGGUCGACUGGGCCAUUCUAGAUCUAUCGAUUUUCGGGCAGCUCAACAUGCUGACGAAUCUCACUGAGCUGAGACUGAAGUGCAUCGGGCUUAACGCGAACAAGGCCAUUCCCUGUUGUGCUGGAGUAAGGAAGCUGAUCCUCGAUGUCGACUCGCUCAAAUCUGCAGAUACGAUCCCUUUGACGAGCCGCCCAGCCCUAGCAGAGAUUAUCUCCGAAGGAUUCCCUGGCCUCAAAAGCAUCGAGCUACGCAAGCAACUGCUGGACAAAACCAAAUGUUCUGAACAGGAAAUUUUUGCCCUUCGUUCCAUCAUGACUGAUUGUGCGUUCUAUCGUCGAACGCGUCUUUCAAUGUCGGAUAAAGAUUAUGCCGCUUUGCUGUAGAGGUGCGUCAUGAGGCCUUAGGACUUCCCUUAUCGACGAGUUAAAUCUUUUUUGGUGAUAAAGCUUUUUGAUUUUAUUCUAAAAAAUACUGUAACAGCUUUUCAUUUCUCAGUUCUAUGAGGUCUCUAAAGUUUGCUACCAGCCCUGUAUACUCAAAACUACUUCCAGCUCAUUUGCCGCUUAGAAAGAAGCUUCCCAAGCAGGUAGCGACUGAGAAUCUUAAAAAUAUGAACUUUAGAGACGUCAUGCCUGAAAAAAGGACCAAUAGAGACAAAACAUGAACCAAGAAAACUAAAAGAUGCGAAACAGAGUUUAGGAAAGCAA